Saccharomyces cerevisiae S288C is the source of this 666-nucleotide messenger RNA. It is a transcript of the gene NCE103, whose product is annotated as carbonate dehydratase NCE103. Gene Ontology annotation, biological process: carbon utilization. Gene Ontology annotation, cellular component: cytoplasm; mitochondrial intermembrane space; nucleus. The record is from RefSeq and is marked reviewed. The transcript has a single exon. Bases 1 to 666 code for a protein of 221 amino acids. NCBI's taxonomy places the organism in Eukaryota, Fungi, Ascomycota, Saccharomycetes, Saccharomycetales, Saccharomycetaceae. Gene Ontology annotation, molecular function: zinc ion binding; carbonate dehydratase activity.
AUGAGCGCUACCGAAUCUUCAUCUAUAUUCACAUUGAGUCACAACUCAAACCUACAAGAUAUCUUGGCCGCCAAUGCCAAAUGGGCCUCCCAGAUGAACAACAUACAGCCAACUUUGUUCCCAGAUCACAAUGCGAAGGGCCAGUCCCCUCACACUCUUUUCAUCGGCUGCUCCGAUUCGCGUUACAACGAAAACUGUUUAGGUGUCUUGCCCGGCGAAGUGUUCACUUGGAAAAAUGUUGCUAACAUAUGUCACUCAGAGGAUUUAACUUUGAAGGCCACUUUAGAGUUUGCCAUUAUUUGUCUAAAAGUUAACAAAGUUAUUAUUUGUGGCCACACUGAUUGUGGUGGUAUAAAGACAUGUUUAACUAACCAAAGGGAAGCCUUACCAAAAGUUAACUGUUCUCAUCUGUACAAGUACUUAGACGAUAUUGACACCAUGUACCAUGAAGAGUCACAAAAUUUGAUCCAUUUGAAAACGCAACGUGAAAAAUCUCAUUACCUGUCGCACUGUAACGUCAAAAGGCAGUUUAAUAGGAUUAUUGAAAACCCUACUGUGCAAACUGCUGUACAAAAUGGAGAAUUACAGGUAUACGGUCUGCUUUACAACGUAGAGGACGGUCUACUGCAAACAGUUAGCACUUACACAAAAGUUACCCCAAAAUAG